AUGAUUUACUGCAUCAUCAAAGGUAUUCAAGAUUUGACCUUUGGGGCAACCCGGAAGACGUCCACAGACUCGACUGCAGCAGUCAAAGGAGGAGACUCGACUAAUGUUGGAAUCACCACCAAUUCCAGCUCAUUCCUUGAUCUCCCUCAUGACAUCCGCCGCAUGGUGUAUGACAUUCUCCCUGAACCAACCUUCCACAAUCUGUCAUUCCCCGGCGGCUACAUGGCCUGCAGUGACUACACCCAAGUCUCCAACCUCCGGCAAACGAGCCAGUAUCUCAACCAGGAAGCCGGAGUAUACCUCGACAUCCAGCGCGCCAUAUUACUAUCCCGCAGCGACCUUGUCAUCGCCGUGAAGCCAACCCCAGGCAUUACUUCUACUGGGAGCAUUCCAGCCCAUCUAGACAACAAUGAUCUCACACUUAACCUGCUUAAUAGGCUCCUUACUGUCCUAUCAGAAGCACAAAAUCCCAACAUCACAGACUACACCACUGCCACCACCGCCCUCGACCGACUCACCUUUUCUUACCUAGAGGAACUCCUGUUGUUGUUGGUCUACUAUUUGAACAAGAACAACGGCCUUAGCCUAGGACUCGCCGAACUUACCGAAGACUUAAAAGCCGCGCUCAGCAAUAUGUUGCUUCAGCUCCGUCAAAACGCAAAAGUCCAGAUCCGAUGGUACGUAGACCGGGAUGACCUAGAUACACGUUUCCAUACCUGGGCUAAUACACAGUUUCUUCCAAGACAUGCGAGGGAUCAUUGCAAGAAUCUGGAUUAUCAGAUGGUUGUCAUGGUAAAGGAUGAGGCUACUGUAACAGGCUGA
This is a messenger RNA of Pyrenophora tritici-repentis Pt-1C-BFP, 822 nucleotides long. RefSeq lists its product as uncharacterized. NCBI's taxonomy places the organism in Eukaryota, Fungi, Ascomycota, Dothideomycetes, Pleosporales, Pleosporaceae. The record is from RefSeq and is a predicted model, not a curated record.